CCGCCGUCUUUCACAUCCUACACGACCGAACGACUGGUCGGCCGAGGAAUCCGUCUCCGUCUGCCUCACGACUUCACGUACGCUUCAUUGCGACAACCUGAAGUCAUUCAUCGGUCUCUUUCAUCUCUUCAUUUCACCUUGUAAUACAAAGAGAAGAAACAUCAAUUGCCAAUCGAUACGACUCUGCCUGCCCAAGCUCGAGCUCAGCUCCAACGAUCUCUUGCGCGCGCGUGCCUUGGACUGUCCUCUAGUCCAUAGCUCUGGUGUGGUCAUCCUGCAUUGACGACACUCGGCGUCACUGCGUCGCUGUCUCUCUCUUGCAAAGACAAACAUGGCUGGUAUCGCUCUACCUACCUCGAACCAGCAGCAGCAGCAAUCAUCAAAUGGCAAAGCAGUCGUGAACGGUGGCGGGGGUGGGAAUGAGGGUGGUGGGCAGUCAGAUGCACAAAAGGAUGCCAACGCUACGGCUCUGCAGGACUACAAGAAUAGCGCCCUGGGCUCCGCCGACGCUGCUAUUCAGCAAGGCUUGCCCUUGCCAGUCUUGCAAAACAUCGUGGCGACGGUGAAUCUGGAAGUCCGGCUCGACCUGAAGACCAUCGCACUGCACGCCCGCAAUGCAGAAUACAACCCAAAGCGUUUUGCAGCUGUGAUCAUGCGUAUUCGAGAGCCAAAGACGACGGCACUGAUUUUCGCUUCGGGCAAGAUGGUCGUGACGGGUGCUAAGUCUGAAGAUGACAGCCGACUGGCAAGUCGCAAGUACGCUCGUAUCAUCCAAAAGCUCGGCUUCGAAGCCAAAUUUACAGAGUUCAAGAUCCAGAACAUUGUCGGAUCCUGUGAUGUGCGCUUCCCCAUCCGACUCGAGGGUCUCGCCUACGGCCACGGAGUUUACUCUUCGUACGAACCUGAGCUCUUCCCCGGUCUCAUCUACCGUAUGGUGAAGCCGAAGGUCGUAUUGCUGAUCUUUGUCUCUGGCAAGAUUGUGCUGACGGGAGCUAAGGUCAGAGAAGAGAUCUACCAAGCCUUCAACCUGAUCUAUCCUGUGCUGUCCGAAUUCAGGAAGCCUUAGAGACCGUGGGAUGAGACUAAGGG
This is a messenger RNA of Microstroma glucosiphilum, 1089 nucleotides long. Its product is annotated as transcription initiation factor TFIID-1. Lineage: Eukaryota; Fungi; Basidiomycota; Exobasidiomycetes; Microstromatales; Microstromataceae. The record is from RefSeq and is a predicted model, not a curated record. The transcript has 5 exons. Gene Ontology annotation, molecular function: DNA binding; RNA polymerase II general transcription initiation factor activity. Gene Ontology annotation, biological process: DNA-templated transcription initiation. The coding region runs from base 332 to 1066 and encodes 244 amino acids.